Marmota monax (woodchuck) is the source of this 3549-nucleotide messenger RNA. It is a transcript of the gene Coro2b, whose product is annotated as coronin 2B. Lineage: Eukaryota; Metazoa; Chordata; Mammalia; Rodentia; Sciuridae. The coding region runs from base 357 to 1799 and encodes 480 amino acids. Gene Ontology annotation, molecular function: actin filament binding. The record is from RefSeq and is a predicted model, not a curated record. The transcript has 12 exons. Gene Ontology annotation, biological process: actin filament organization.
UGCGCUUCCUCCGCCUCUCCCUCCGCCUCCUCCUUUGUAGCGAGUUCCCGGCCCCUCUUCCUCCCCGCCCCCAACCCGGGCCCUCUCCCUCGCCGCCUUUCUUCCUGCCUCGCCUUCCUGCGGCGAAGGAGGCUCAUCUAUUAUAAAUGCACAGUCGGGGCUGACAUCAGCGACGAGCGGCAGCUGAGCGCGGACGAGCGGUCCCUGCGCGCUGCCAGCCCGGAGCUCGGGCCCCAGCUCGGCGGACCGCCGGCGGGGUGCGGGGAGCGCGCUGAGAGCUGCCUGGCAGCGCGGGACCCUUCCCGCCGCCGCCCCCGCACGCCGCGCCCGCGCCCGCACUGCCGCCGACUUUCUGCAUGACUGUCACAAAGAUGUCCUGGCGUCCGCAGUACCGCAGCUCCAAGUUCCGGAACGUCUACGGGAAGGUGGCCAACCGGGAGCACUGCUUCGAUGGGAUCCCCAUCACCAAGAAUGUGCACGACAACCACUUUUGUGCCGUCAAUGCCCGCUUCCUGGCCAUUGUCACCGAGAGCGCCGGAGGUGGCUCCUUCCUUGUCAUCCCCCUGGAACAGACAGGAAGGAUUGAGCCCAACUACCCCAAGGUGUGCGGCCACCAGGGCAACGUGCUGGACAUCAAGUGGAACCCGUUCAUCGACAACAUCAUCGCCUCCUGCUCUGAGGACACUUCGGUGCGGAUCUGGGAGAUCCCUGAGGGUGGGCUGAAGCGGAACAUGACGGAGGCGCUCCUGGAGCUCCAUGGACACAGCCGACGCGUGGGGCUGGUCGAGUGGCACCCCACCACCAACAACAUCCUGUUCAGCGCAGGCUACGACUACAAGGUCCUCAUCUGGAACCUGGACGUGGGCGAGCCGGUGAAGAUGAUCGACUGCCACACUGAUGUGAUCCUCUGCAUGUCCUUCAACACCGACGGCAGCCUGCUCACCACCACCUGCAAGGACAAGAAGCUGCGCGUGAUCGAGCCCCGCUCUGGCCGCGUUCUGCAGGAGGCCAACUGCAAAAACCACCGAGUGAACCGGGUGGUGUUCCUAGGAAACAUGAAGCGGCUCCUCACGACAGGGGUCUCCAGGUGGAACACAAGACAGAUUGCCCUCUGGGACCAGGAGGACCUGUCCAUGCCACUGACUGAGGAAGAAAUUGAUGGGCUCUCUGGCCUCCUGUUCCCCUUCUAUGAUGCCGACACCCACAUGCUCUACCUGGCUGGAAAGGGGGACGGAAAUAUCCGGUACUAUGAGAUCAGCACAGAGAAGCCCUACCUGAGUUACCUCAUGGAGUUCCGCUCACCAGCCCCACAGAAAGGCCUAGGGGUUAUGCCCAAGCACGGGCUGGAUGUGUCGGCCUGUGAGGUGUUCCGCUUCUACAAGCUGGUGACUCUCAAGGGCCUGAUUGAGCCCAUCUCCAUGAUCGUGCCCCGCAGGUCGGAUUCCUACCAGGAAGACAUUUACCCCAUGACGCCGGGCACGGAGCCAGCUCUGACCCCGGAUGAAUGGCUGGGAGGCAUCAACAGAGAUCCUGUGCUGAUGUCCCUGAAGGAAGGCUAUAAGAAGUCCUCAAAAGUGGUAUUUAAGGCUCCCAUCAGAGAAAAGAAGAGUGUUGUGGUCAACGGAAUAGAUUUAUUAGAAAAUGUCCCACCCAGGACAGAGAACGAGCUCCUCCGAAUGUUCUUCCGGCAACAGGAUGAGAUUCGACGAUUGAAAGAGGAGCUGGCCCAGAAGGACAUCCGCAUUCGGCAGCUACAGCUGGAACUGAAAAACUUACGCAACAGCCCCAAAAACUGUUAGCUCCUCAGCAGGGCUGAUUUCUAAGCCGAUCUCUCCGUUGUUUCUACUCAUCCCUUAACUUCCCUUUAUCCAGUGACCCCAGAGACAGAGCCAGGGCUGGAGUUGGGGGGCCAGCCUGAAGACCCCCAUCUAUUGCCUCAAGAACUGGAAGCUGACCCUUGACCUCCUGACCUCACGCUAACACUAGCCCCAGCUUCUCCUGGAGACCCCUUCCCCCGCUGACAGCCCCUUUUCCUGCCACCCGGGAGCCAAACUUCUCCUCUGGGUCAGGACCACAGACUCCUUGAGAGGUGUCUUCCUCAGACGAGAGAGCAGAGGGGGAAGCAGAAUCCCUGAUUGACUUAGAACUUGAACUUUUCCCCUGCCAAGGGGGCUGUCAGGACAUGUCAGCACUCAACAGAGGCCUGCCCAGGAUCACGGCUGGAAACACAGAGUGAGGGCUGGGUUGCAGGCUCCUCCUGCAGUCCCAGCAGCCCUGGCUCACCUGACAUGGGCAGCCGCGGCAGGCUCCCCUCUGUCUCCUCCCCUCCCCCCUGCCCCUUGUCUUCAGGGAAUGAAGAGGAUGCUCUCCAAGGCCAUAAUGACCCCUUGCCUGCCCUGUGAGUCUCUUCAAAGCUCUUGCACACCCUUUCCCCAGUUAAUUUGUGAGCCAGCCAGGGUAGGGAUUAGUGUCCCCAUUUGUCAAAGAAAGCACUGAGGGUUGCAAUGGGGACAAGACCUACUAAAUCACCCAGCAGGUCAACAGUGUACCCAGGACCAGGACCCUUGGUGUCCAGGCCCCAAGGCCAGGGCCCUUCCCACUGCAUCGAAUGCCAAUCCCAUUGUAGGCUUCUCCAGAAGGAGAACCGGAAGCCACUUCUACGUCUGUCCCACACCAGUAGUGCCAAAGUGCCACACUGCCUGGUGGAGACCCCCCAUGCUGGGGGCCCCAGACCCCCUUGCUCUCACCCUGCCCUCAGGGGACUCCAUCUGAGAUGAGGCCUCUUUCCUGGAGGAAGCCAAGGCUGAGAAGGGUGGAGCUCGUCCUGGGGCAGGCGGAGCAGGGGUCCGAUGGCUUCUGGGGAUGUUCUGCUUGUGUCUCUCCCCACCGCUCUCUCAGCCACUCUCAGCCUUACGCACGUAGAACGACCACAGCUGACCACAGCCGCUCACAUCAGUGCCGCAGUUUCAAGUCGCCACCAUCCUUUCACACAUAGGAUCCCGCCAUCCUCACAGGCUCCAUUGUGCAGAUGUGGGAACCGGGCGAUGGCCCGAGGGCGCACCACUCUGGGAUGCCACAUUUCACUUGGUCUUCUGCACAUUUUCUUUUUUCCUUCUCCUCCUUGUCUCCUCUCAUGGUCCACCACCCACAGAGCCCCAAAGCACUGUUCUCAGAAAAGUCACAGCUUGGGAGUGAGAUCUGGGGAUCAAGACAUGGGUGUCCACUCUUCUCCCACUGGCUAGAAUCUGCUAGAUCCAGGACACUCCACCUGCUUUUCCUCAGCCACCCUGCAGGACAUCCUGUCCACUGGCCCUCCAGGGGGCUGGGAGGGGUGAGCCCCCAGCCCUGGGCCUCUCCUUGACACCCCCCACCCUCCCAGAGCUGAAGCAGGGUCUCCUGGUCCCUCCUCGCCGCCAGGCAGCAUCAGCUCAUCUCGUCUCACACUUCUGGCGCUUUUUUUUCUCUCCCAUCGACCUUUGUGGUCUUCUGUGAUUAUUUAUGCUGCCUCCCAAGGAUAGAGUUGAAAUAAAAUGUUUUCAAUGUAUCAAA